GAUCCUGCAAAAAGUCAGUCUUUAUAUUAACAUAUGCAUUUAUUUUUCUCUGUAUCCGUUUAUUUUUUUAUUUUUUAUAUAACUUGCACACGUUAUAUAUAUAUAUUUUUUUCCAAUGGGCUCCUUUUCAAGGGCCCACAACUACUGGCACAUAUAUUGAUACAACAAAAUCAGUGUGAGGUACAUUGAUCAGACAUUAUUUUGUGCACUUUUUCUCAAUGCAUUUUGGGAAUGAGAAAACACAGAGUUCUGAACAAAAUACCCAAUAUUGAAAUAUUGAAAAUUAAGCGAUAUAGUAACACUUUCCAAUACUGAAGGAUCAACAUAAAUAAUGACAUAAAAUAAUACAAAUUAUAUAAAAAAAACACAUGUACAGCAGUAAAUGCUCUUAAGGGUGUGUUCAAAUUGUAUUUUUGUUUUUAAUCCCUCUUUAUGGUGACACCAACGCAUGGCGCUCACUCUCUUAGCAAAUAAAAUAAGCUCUGUUUUGACAAUGAAAAAACUGCUGACAAUAUAAAAAUACAUGGCAUUGUAGUUCAUUAAAUAAAUCAACAAUUUAUAUAUAUUUUAUAUAUAUAUAUAUAUAAAAUAGCAUAUUGAAAUAUAUAAAAAUAUGCCUAACAACUUCUCGAAAAAGGUAACAGCCAUCAGCAUUCAAGAAUAUUCCACCUCAUGACACAACCAACCACGAUAACCUCACUUAUGUACAAAUAAUCCACGACGUGUGUUUGCGGUCAGUGUCGUAUGAACGAAAAAGGAGUACUUCCCAAAUGUGCACAUUAUGAUAGCGUUUAGAUGUCGAUUACAUGACAAUGUGUACGAUUCAAAAGUAUGCAAGUCUUUGAGGAAAAGAUUCAAGGAAAUUUAGCAAUACUCCAGAAUAAAUUAGACGCGAAGGUAUAUUCCGUUUUCAUUAGUAUAGUUUAGUCAGUGUAUCAUUGGAGAAGGGGAGAGGGGACGUCACCCCAUCUUCUUAAUAGUUAAACAGCCCAUUGAGAAACAAACAUACGUAGGAGUUGUGGCCAGGAAUUAAAUACCUCUCUGUAACAGCUGACCUAUCCCAACUUAAGCUCAUGUGGUGUAGUGGUCAUUUUUUCUGUGUUCUGAUGCUGUUUAUUCGAGUUUAUGGCAGUGAACGUGGUCUGGACGUUCUGAGUGAGGGCCCGUUCCCAUGUGAAGUGGUUUAUCCCUGGUGUGUCCUGGUCAGGCAGUGUCUUGCACCAAGCUGAAGUCAUCCCCUCUCCCUGUACCCCUCCUCUUCCUCCAGGCUCAGAGCUGUGGGGCCGUCGCUCCCCUCACUCUCCAUCACAUGGUAAAAUGCCAUCCUCCCCGGCACGUGAUGGCACGGUGUUGCCCAUCUCGUCGACGCACCAGCAGUGGCCACGCUGCAUGCCCUUAGAAGACCGACACUACAAGACAACAAGAGAUUGUUCUGGCUUUGAACCCACGAGUGUCACAGUUUGGGAUGUAGAUGUCACGAUCGGACUGGAAAAUGGUGAGUUCGAGACCUCGCAAGACAGUGUUGAGCAGCUUACGACAUGGAGCCUGACCUAUGAGAUGGAUGAUAUCAAUUUACACUACAGAUUCCUGAACUGGCGGCGCAGGAUCAGAGAAAUCAGGGAAGUCCGUGCUGUUCGUUAUCAAGAGCGAUACAAACGAAUGUUGAAGAAUGGAGACACGCUAAGUUACCAAGGGAACUCUGAUGAAGUUGGCUGCUACGUGGCUCCACGCCCCUUAUCAAAGGGAAACUGUUACUUCGAGGUGACCAUUAUGGAUACUGGAGUGAGAGGGACAAUUGCUGUUGGGCUGGUUCCCCAGUAUUACAAACUUGACCAUCAGCCUGGCUGGCUUCCACAUUCAAUAGCUUACCAUGCCGAUGAUGGAAAGCUGUACAAUGGCAACCCCGUCGGUCAGCAGUUUGGUCCUAAAUGUAACCGUGGUGACCGAAUUGGUUGCGGUAUCUAUGCAGACACUUUCGAUGCCGGACUCGUCACUGUAUUUUUUACAAAGAAUGGCAAGGAAGUGGGGUCAGUGGUGGUGCCGGUGGCUCCAGAUGGGCUUUUCCCUGCCAUUGGCAUGCACUCCCUCGGUGAGGAGGUACGGUUGGACCUGCAGGCGGAAUGGGGUUCGGAGGAGGAGGACAGCGUCAUGAUGGUGGACAGCCAUGAGGAUGAAUGGGCACGCCUGUAUGAUGUCAGAGUCAGCGGCACGCUUCUGGAAUAUGUCGGGAAAGGGAAGAGCAUCAUGGACGUUGGUCUGGCUCAGGCCCGGCAGCCCCUCACGACACGAAGUCACUACUUUGAAGUGGAGAUCGUGGAUCCCGGAGAGAAGUGCUACAUCGCCCUGGGCCUGGCAAGAAGAGAUUACCCAAAGAACAGGCAUCCAGGAUGGAGUCGAGGUUCUGUUGCAUAUCACGCAGAUGAUGGGAAGAUCUUCCAUGGGAGUGGAGUAGGAGACCAGUUUGGCCCUCGCUGUUUUGAAGGGGACAUCAUGGGCUGUGGAAUAAUGUUUCCUCGAGACUAUGUGCUGGACUAUGAAGAUGAAAUGGACGACUGGGAUGCUGCUGAUGUACGACCAAAGCAGGGGCGUGUCGAAAAUUUACUGUAUUUAAACGAUGAAGACGAGGAAGAGGGAGAUGAUCCAGAACAAGAACACGAGGGCCGAAAGGUUAUGGUGUUCUUCACCCGGAACGGCAAGAUAAUCGGCAGGAGGGAAGUGGUUGUCCCGGCCGGAGGGUUUUACCCCACUAUCGGGAUGCUCAGCAGCGGAGAAAAGGUGAAGGUGGACCUCCAUCCUCUCAGCGGAUAGUAAACGAGUAACUCCACAUCUCCAAACCACAAGCGGAUGGAAAAGACCAAAAAAAAAAAAAAUGAUGCUGAGACUUUUUUUUUUUUUACGUUUCAAGGCACUUCAGAAUGCAAGUUUAACACGUCUAAAACUCCAGUGCAUGUUUCAUCUACAGCGAUCACCUCAGCUUCAAACGGUUUACUGUGAAACCACAUAUUAUAGAGGGGUUUGUGGCAUGAAAUGGUUAAUAUUGGGCCGAAGUAUUGUACGAAGAUACAUUUUGUUUAUUAAAAAUGCAUAGAAAAUAUUAAAUUAUAUAUUUUUAAUGUACGUGUACAUAUGUAAAUUUAUGUAUUGGCUGCUAUACAAACAUUUAUUUAGCAAAAUCAAUCAUGAUAUUAAUAAACAACCAGACACCCUAGAGAAACUUAAAGUUAUGGCAUGAGGGUGGUAAUAAUUAUUAAGAAAUGAUAUAAUCACCGUUUUCCACAAGCACUCCCUCUCGCAAAUGACUUGUGAAGGUGAUGAAAGCAUAUUACGCUUAUUUUUAUUAUUGUGAUUCAUUUUGAAUGUCAUAUUUAAAAAGUGCCAUUUUUCGCUAUUAUUUCUAUCUGAAAAUGAGCGUUUGAAGGGAUGGUGUAAAUUGCAUGGAGUAAUUGCUAAUUGUGACGCCAGCGGAGGCGAGUUGUGUUGUGUAUCAUGCACUCUCAUCCGUCAUCAGGAAACGCAUUCAGCAACUCCAGACCAGAGAGAGAAAGAUCAGAAAAGAACACCCAAUCAGCUGCUUCUUGUUUAUUUGUCUGUGAAUGCAUCUUAAACCAGUUAUGUUUAUUUAGUUCAGGCUUUUCUGUAAAUGUAGAUUUUUACAUCAGUUUGUGGACAUUUUAUCAGAUAUUUCAGGGCAGAUGCCACAUUGGAGUCGGGGAAAAAACGUGGAGCUGUUUAUUCAGGAAUUGUCCACUAUAAUGUGAGCUAGUCUGGUUCACAAAUGCUACAAGCACUUUAGAGACGCCUCAACUUGGGCUGAUAGUCUGAUGGGCGAGCGGCUGUGAUGCUGCGCUCUAGACUACUCAACGGAUGCCAUUUUGCACACCUCGCUCUUGCAAUAAUGCCCUUCCUCAUCUGUCCUGUUACAUAUCACAUAUGGAACAAAACGGUUUCAUAUUACACACUUUGCCAAAUUUAAUGUCAAAUUUUGUCCCUUUCAAUAUAUUUUCUCCUCCGACAUGUCUUCUAAACAAAGUCUUUGAAUGAUAUAAAAUUUUUGGCCCUCAUUUAGGUGCCUCAGUUUCUUAAGUUGCAUCCUAGUUGAAUCUCAGGACGUUGGUUAUGUUCAGAAUGAGAUACUAGUUUACUGCAUACUGCACAGUGUAUACUGUAUGUCUACAAUUUUUUAAGAAUAUGAGAAAUGGUGUAAAAUUGUGGAAGCUUGUUUUGGUCAUGAGAUUUAAAAAAUAAAUAAAUAAAUAAAAGGGGAUUGACUUUUUAUCUCACAAUUCAGACUUUUUUCUUGCAAAGAAGAGUUUAUAUCUCAAAAGUUUUUAUUAAUUUUUUAUUUUUCAGAAUUUCAAGUCGGAAUUACAUAAGAGAAACUCGCAAUUUAAUGAAAAAGUCCAAAUUGAGAUGAAGUUGCAAUUACCUCAUUCAUUUUUAUUUCCAGGGCGGGAGCAAAAAAUAAAAAUAAAAAACAGAGAUGUUAAUACAGAAUUCUGAAGAAAAAGUCAGAAUUGUGAGAUGAAAAUCGUAAUUACCUUUUUCGGUUUUUAAUUUCAUGGCAAAAAACAAUUUUAAGAAGUCAGAAUUCUGUGGGAGAAAGUCAGCAAUCUGAGUUUAUAUCUCAAAAAAAGAAAUUACUUUUUUUUUUUUUUUUUCCUUUGCAGAUUUGGGCUUCCAUACAAAAUGCGAGGAUGACUUGUCACAUAACCUCACCACAUCAUCUUGAAUGCAGAGUUUUUCACAAAAUUGGAUUAAAAACUUGUUAUAAAAUAGCAGUGCGAUCAUAUAAAGUAAUUUAGUGUUCAUUGGCCACUCUGGAAAUGGAAGGUGAAGUUAAGCACAAUGUAUUGUGGGAAACCGUACCCAGUGCACUAUGCACAUUUUGCCAUUUCUAUGCAUAAAUGUUAAUACUAUGCACAGUAUACUGCAGAAAUAAGAAUCGUAUGCUAUUCUGAAUAUAGCCAUAGUCGACAGCUAUUUUUGACAGGAUGCAUGGGGUUUCCAAGCACCUGCAUCAUUGAAUAAGGAGCGUUGAUUUAUUCAUCUGAAAGUCCCUCGGUGAUUUAGAACACCCUGCAUGUUUAUCAUAGACUAUUUUCUGCUACUAUUUUUUUACCUAAAAUACAUUAAAUGAGAAAAAUUGUCAUUCUAAAGAGAAGAAUGGGUGUCACCGUCUACUAAAGCCUUUCCAUUUAGUGGUGAAAUGAAUAUUCCAGAUCAGAUAAUUUAACAUAAAGAAUUGCUUGUGUUCCAGACAUAAAUUGACAGCACAGGGAAGCCAAAACCAAAUACCUCUAUCAGUUAAGCUUAUGCAAAAAGCCAAGCGGUUGUCCUCUCCAAGAUCAUCUGAAUUCCUCCACUGGAAUGUGGUUGCUUGGCGCAUAAAUGGGCGAUGAUCGUUUUGCUUUCACACAGUCUUACUAAAUGCAGACUUGCGUUGAAGAUGUUGAUGUGUUGCUCUAAUUGUAGCAUGCACUCUUUUGCUAAUGUGUACAUAAUAAAGAAACGGUUAUUUCCACACAAAUUUUA
Onychostoma macrolepis is the source of this 5532-nucleotide messenger RNA. It is a transcript of the gene spryd3, whose product is annotated as SPRY domain containing 3. The record is from RefSeq and is a predicted model, not a curated record. Gene Ontology annotation, molecular function: protein binding. The transcript is spliced from 12 exons. NCBI's taxonomy places the organism in Eukaryota, Metazoa, Chordata, Actinopteri, Cypriniformes, Cyprinidae. The coding region runs from base 1318 to 2808 and encodes 496 amino acids.